GAACGAGCGUUUUAAGGAAGAGGCAGAGUUAAAAUCAAGGCGAGGUUUGCGUUUGGAAGUGAGUGGAUAGUAACUGUCGCAGUGUGAGAAGGCACAAGGAAUACGAGAGUUUGGUAAGAGUGGUUUUAUGGCGAUUUGAUCUAAGGAUUUAAGGCAUUAAAAGCCACCGUUUGGAAUUUUAAGUAACUUCCAUCUAUAUAGGAUUUCUUCAACCAGACUUUCAGACACACAUUCACUGAAACAAUUUAACGUCGUUUACCUACUCUCAUUCAUACCCGUCGUUUCGGGAACCUGUCGUCGUUUCAGGAUUUUAUUUAUUAUCAAAGCUAUACAUCUCUACUAGUAUUGUUUUUUGUCUCUAAACUGCAAAGAAAAAUGGAGUGGUCAGCAUGUACGGACGAGUACGAGAAGCUUGUUUUUCGCAUGAGCACUCCCAGAGUCGUCAUUGACAAUGCCGUUUGCUCCACUGCGACCGUAGUCAAGUUUGACAGUGCCAGAAAGCAUGGGAUUCUUUUGGAAGCAGUACAAAUUCUCAGCGAUCUAAACCUUUACAUUAAGAAAGCAUACGUUUCAUCAGAUGGCAGAUGGUUCAUGGAUGUUUUUCAUGUUACGGAUCAAGAUGGAAACAAGUUAACAGAUGAGAGUGUUUUAAAAUAUAUCGAACAGUCACUUGGUAGCAUUCACAAUGGGAAAACCAAUCACAGAAAUGGUCUUACUGCUUUGGAAUUAACGGGCACGGACCGAGUUGGUCUUCUUUCUGAGGUGUUUGCUGUAUUGGCUGAGUUGCAAUGUGAUGUUGUAGAGGCUAAAGUUUGGACUCACAAUGGCCGGAUUGCCUCCUUAAUUUAUGUUAGAGACUGCAACUUUGGUACCCCUAUUGAGCAUUCUCAGAAAAUUAACAAGCUUGAAGCUCGCUUAAGAUAUGUUUUACAAGGAGAUAGUGAUAUUAGGAGUGCAAAAACAUCAAUCUCUGAUGCUGUUGUACACCCCGAAAGAAGACUCCACCAAAUGAUGUUUGCAGACCGUGAUUAUCAGAAUAAUCCAAUCUUUAAGUUCACUUCUGAAAUCCCAUUAGUGACGGUACAAAAUUGGGUGGAAAGGGGUUAUUCGAUUGUUAAUAUUCAGUGCAAGGAUCGAAUUAAGUUAAUGUUUGAUGUUGUGUGUAAUUUGACUGACAUGGAAUAUGUUGUGUUCCAUGCAACUAUCAACACAAGGAAUGACCAAGCAUACCUGGAGUUUUAUAUAAGGCAUAAGGAUGGCACCCCAAUUAGUUCAGAACCAGAACGUCAACGUGUGAUUCAAUGCUUGCAAGCUGCAGUGGAGAGAAGAUCCUGUGAGGGUAUUAGGCUAGAGUUAUGUACUGAAGACAGGCAAGGUCUUCUAGCAGAGGUGAUGAGAACAUUCAGAGAAAAUGGGUUGAAUGUGACUCGAUCCGACAUAACUACAACAGGGGACUUGGCUGCAAAUGUUUUCUAUGUAACAGAUGCCAUUGGAUACCCAGCAGACCAAAAAUUAAUUGAAUCUGUUAGGCAGAAAAUUGGGUUAAGCUGUUUAAAGGUGAAGGAGUUGCCUUUUGUAUGUAAUGAGAAGGCAGAGAGUGAAGAUCAAUCUGUUGGAGUUGGUGGGGCAGUGUUAUUGUCUCUUGGUAGCCUCGUGAGAAGGAAUCUAUAUAAUUUAGGUUUAAUCAAGUCUUGUUCUUGAAGCAGAAAGAGUGGGGCGUGAGGGAAUUUUUUUAGUGUGGAAGAAAAGAUAUUCACAACUUUUAUAGCAUGAUAUUCCUUGCUUCAGGUUUGAGCUUUGUGUAAUGUGUACAUAUAAAAAGUAAAGGGUGAUAAGUUGUUGUUGUUUUUUUCACUUGGUUGGGUUGGAUUCAUUUGGUAUGUAAAAAUUGAAUGACCUUAUACAGCUGGAGGGAGGGACCCCCUCUAUUUUAAAUGCUUUGCUUGAGGAAGAGAAUGAUUGGUAAUAGGGGUGGUUUGAGAUUGUAGAACAGGUUGUCACCCAUGGUAGGUUGUGAAAGGUGAAAUACAGAAUUUGAUUCUUUUUGGUGGCAUAGAAAGGAAGUUUAGGUAGAGGGAGCAAAUUGGAUUGGGUUCAUACAACACUUUGUACAUAACGAGGUUUUAAUUAUUGUAUUGUUAAUUUAAAUCGUUGACUCUAUUCUUUAAUUUAAAUUUGUUCUAACAAUC
Molecule: messenger RNA, 2189 nt
Organism: Cicer arietinum (chickpea)
Lineage: Eukaryota; Viridiplantae; Streptophyta; Magnoliopsida; Fabales; Fabaceae
Product: ACT domain-containing protein ACR8-like
Source: RefSeq, a predicted model, not a curated record